AUGGCGGGGAACAGGUAUGUGUGCUGGCGCUUUGACGCCUUCCGCCUGCUGGCCAGCUCAAAACACAUUGACCUCUCACGUCUCAAUCAGAUCUCUUCUGUUCCGGACGAGCCUGAGUUUCUGCGCGACGUGACUCAGCUGGACCUGAGAGAUAACCCGUCUGAGUGAGCUGGAGCGCGCCUCCCCUUCCCCGACUGGAGGUGCUGUAAUUGUCAGAGAAACCUCAUCACACACCUGCGCCUGAGGGGCUGCUCCUCAAAGCCCUCACGCCUCAACAGCAAUGAGCUGCAGGAGCUGGGCGUCAGUCCCGCUACCGCCGGGACUCACACAUACAUGGACAUCUCCAGGAACUGCAUGAAGGCUCUUCCUGAUUGGCUGAGUGACAGCAAGAAGCUGGAAGUUCUAGACGUCGUCACAAUCCACAUCACUGAACACCUCCAUUGGCUGCUGUGCAGUGGGAGUCUGAGGAAGAUCCUGGUGGGUCAUAAUGCUGAAGGCCUGCCGGAGCGAGUGGAGCGUCCAGCGGUGGAGGUGCUGGAUAUACAGCACAAUCAUCUCAGCGAGCUUCCUGCAACUCUUCUCAAAUCAGAGUCAAGUGUGUGUCUGAACGCAUCGGCCAAUAAGCUGGAGAAUCUGCCGGCGUCCAGCCUAUCAGAGGAGAGCAGCAGCGUCCUGCAGGAGCUGUACCUGACCAACAACCACCUGACAGACAGGUGUGUGCCGCAGCUGACCGGACACACACACUGCAAGAUCCUGCACAUGGCCUACAAUCACCUGCAGACCUUCCUAGCCAGUAAAAUGGCCAAGCUGGAGGAGCUGGAGGAGCUGGACCUGAGUGGGAACAGGCUGAAGCGGUGCCCACCACCAUCAUGAACUGCAGAUCGCAUGCACACACUAGCGGCUCACCCAACUGCAUCGAGGUCUUCCCCUGAGGUCCUGCAGCUCCUGGAGAUGAAGUGUGUGGAUCUGAGCUGUAAUGAGCUGAGUGAGAUCACGUUACCUGAGAGUCUACCCGUAAGCUUCAAGAGCUGGAUCUGACGGAAACCAAGGCGUCUGAAUCUGGAUCACAAGACCCUCGAGCAGCUCAAUAACAUCCGCUGUUUCCGGAUCGACCCGCCCCCCUCCUCGUUCUCAGCCAAUGAGGGAGCAGGAGGACCAGCUGUCUGGAGUCACGGCUUCACCGAGGCCUCGGGCGUCAAGAACAAACUGUGUGUGGCGCUGUCGGUGAACAGCUUCUAUGGCAGCAGAGAAGCUCUGCACGGGGUGUUUGACGGCGACAGGAGCGUGGAAGUGCCAGAUUUACUGCAGUGCACCAUGAACGACAUACUGGCCGAGGAGCUGCACAGGGACCAGAGCGAGGAAGACUACAUGACCAACACCUUCCUCGUCAUGCAGAGGAAGUUGGGCACCACCGGACAGAAGCUGGGCGGGUCGGCGCUCUGUCACAUCCGUCACGACCCCCACAGGACCCCGCGGCUGCUUCACCUCACCGCUGCUAACGUGGGCAAGUGUCGGGCGGUGCUGUGCCGCGACGGCAAGGCUCUUCCUCUGUCUCUGCUGCACAACAUCAGCAUCACGGAGGAGUACAGCCGGCAGCAGCAUAAAGCCAUCAUCACGAGUGAAUCUGAUUGGAAUGUUGUUCCAGGAUCCACAAGAAUCUUGUACUUGGUGAAAUCAAGCUCACCCACUUCGUACCUUCCUUGUUUCCAACAGGACAACAAAGUGAAUGGUGUAACGGACUCCACUCGCAUCAUGGGCUACUCCUUCCUUUACCCGGCAGUCUUGCCUCGCCCAUACGUCACCACCCUCCCACUGACCCCCAGAGAUGAGUUCUUCAUCCUGGGCAGCAGAGGUCUGUUUGAAGUCUUGGACCCUAGCGAGGCAGUGGAAGCCGUACGGAAGGUGCCCGAUGCCCUGGCGGCCGCCAAGAAGCUGUGCACGUUGGCGCAGUCGUACGGCUGCACCGAUAGCCUCAGCGCUGUUGUGGUGCAGCUCAAUGUGGCGGAAGACUGUUGCUGUUGUUGUUGUGCGGCGUCUGCGGAGCCCGGCUCCGGAAACACGCAUGCACCUCCGAGCCCCGGGCCCGGGCUGUUCCCGGCCUCCUCCGCCGGUGUUCCCCCGUCCUCCUGCAGCGAGAUCAGCUCCGAGGUCAGCGCGUCUGAGAUGAGCUCUGGUGGAUCGACCGCGUCCUCGGACGAGCCCCCGCUCCUGCUGCAGGAGGCACAGCUCCACCUCCAUCCGCAGAGCCACCCCAACCCACGCCUCCCCUGCUGCUCACUCCACCUUGCUCCCAGCUCCGCAAGCUCCUUCCAGAGGCAGCUGUCCAGUGCCACCUUCUCCAGCGCACUCUCGGACAACGGCUUGGACAGCGAGGACGAGGAGCCCAUCGCUGGAGUCUUCUCCAACGGCAGUCGGGUGGAAGUGGAAGCUGAUGUCCAUUGUCUGCUGCCUUUGCCUCCGCCUCCUCCACCCUGCACCCCAGAAACCUCGGAGAAGCUUCCCGGAGGAAGCCGAGAACCUUGUGGGAGCGGAUUCUUGGAGCAAGACCUGGGGAAGCGAAGGAAACGGCUCGUGGCGCUGCAGGAGCAGAGUCACAACUUGAUUGAGGUUGCAACUGAAGUUCCUUCAAAGAAACCUGGAGGUUACUUUACGGCACCAGCUCAACCCGACCCAGACGACCAGUUCAUCAUCCCUCCAGAGCUGGAGGAGGAGGUGAAGGAGAUCAUGAAACAACAUCAACAGGACCAACAGAAGCCACCGGCUAAGAGCGAGAGACCUGCAGACUACUACGACACGCCGCUCUGA
Messenger RNA from Puntigrus tetrazona (Sumatra barb), 2805 nucleotides. RefSeq names its product PH domain and leucine rich repeat protein phosphatase 1 (gene phlpp1). Gene Ontology annotation, biological process: protein dephosphorylation. Gene Ontology annotation, molecular function: protein serine/threonine phosphatase activity; protein binding. Lineage: Eukaryota; Metazoa; Chordata; Actinopteri; Cypriniformes; Cyprinidae. The record is from RefSeq and is a predicted model, not a curated record.